Durio zibethinus is the source of this 983-nucleotide messenger RNA. Its product is annotated as VQ motif-containing protein 31-like. NCBI's taxonomy places the organism in Eukaryota, Viridiplantae, Streptophyta, Magnoliopsida, Malvales, Malvaceae. The record is from RefSeq and is a predicted model, not a curated record.
UCAAAUUCAAUGUAACCCUUAUCGAAAUAGAUCACUGUCGCUGACAAUACAACCCAAAACACACACGCUUACACAAAGAUCUCACCAAAUAUUCUCUUUCUCUUCUCUAUAAAACCAAUGAACAAAAUUUACUUUUGUUCGAUCUUAGGCCAGUUUUUGUUUCUCUAAGGCUAAUUAUUGAAAUUUUAAAUUUCUUGCCCUGCUUGAAAUGGAAAAGCACCUAAACACCAUAGCUUCAUCAUCACCUGCAACAAAGCCAACGCCAACAACUUUCGUUCAGGCUGAUGCAAACACCUUCCGAGACCUGGUCCAGAAGCUAACAGGAUUCGCCAGCGACACAGAGAAACUCCCUAUUACCCUCCCUGGAAGGAUCUCUUCAAAAACUUCCCUUCCUGGUGGUGACCCAACAGGCCUACGCCGUCCACCUUUCAAACUCCAAGAACGUAGGCAACACACCAUGAGAAAGCUCGAGAUCAAGCUUGGCCUCACCACUCUACGCAACUCACCUAGUCAUUGUGUCUCUCCCAGCCAAGCUCGCCUGCUCGACUCGCCGAUCCCCAGCCCGGUGACUCCACUACGGUCUGAAUCACUCUUUUACUCGAGUUCUGGAAACGUAUCACCAUCUUCUCCUGUGGUUUCAGAGGAGGAAAAGGCGAUUGCAGAGAAGGGCUUUUACUUGCACCCAUCACCAUUAAACACGCCUAGAGGAACCCAACCACCGGAGCUCUUGACACUUUUUCCACUUAGUUCUCCUAGUCAGGAGAAACGAGAUUAGGGUUCUGUCGUUGUUAAAAAAAAAUGGUAAAAAAAUUUUUACAAACUUUUCUGUUUUCUGGGGUUUUGGAUCAUUUGUGGGUAAAAAGCGCUAUUGUUUUUGCAUUUUUUGUUUAUGGAGUUUUUGUUGUUGGUUGACAUCAUGGUUUCUUGAAAUUUAUCAGGGUGAUAGUUUCGUUGAUUACAUGUCACAUAAAUUUGCAUGCUUA